Drosophila ficusphila is the source of this 1325-nucleotide messenger RNA. It is a transcript of the gene Non2, whose product is annotated as upstream activation factor subunit spp27. Gene Ontology annotation, cellular component: nucleus. NCBI's taxonomy places the organism in Eukaryota, Metazoa, Arthropoda, Insecta, Diptera, Drosophilidae. The record is from RefSeq and is a predicted model, not a curated record. The transcript is spliced from 2 exons. Bases 186 to 920 code for a protein of 244 amino acids.
CGCCGGCAGUGCUGGCAAACUCCAUUCCAUUAUAGAGACGCCGUGUAAAGAAAAAACGGAAAGAAGUAGCCGACUUGCUAGCCGCCGAAGAAUCGCCCGAAAAACGUGAAAAGACCACAGAAAAGAGAGCCCCUGGUAGAACGAAGUACGUGCACCGCAGGAAAACGAAGCACUCUGCGAACAAGAUGUCGGACAUCUCCAGCGAGGACCUGCGACGCGAGAUCCAGGCGGUGCUGAAGGACGCCGACCUGGCGACCAUCUCGGCGAAGAGGGUGCGCGAGCAGGUCGAGGGCAAGCUGAACUGCUCCCUGCUGAGCCGCAAGAAGGAGUUCGACAAGAUCGUCAUGGAGGUGAUCAACGAGCAGCAGGACGAGGAGGACGAGGACGACGACGAGGGCAAGGACCCCGACGCAGAUCCCGACGACGAGAGCGAGCCCAGCGAGGAGGAGGACCCCAGCAGCAGUGAGGAGGAGGCCCAGAAGAAGAAGAAGCCGGGUCCUAAGAAGCGGCCACAGCCCACCAAGCACAAGGCGCCCAAGAAAAAGCGCAAGACCCUGAACGCCGACGACUCGGGCACCGAGAGCGACGCCGGCUCGGACUCCGACUACGAGGUGGUGAAGAAGCCCGCCGCCAAGAAGAAGGCCAAGGCCGCCGGGGGAACGGGCACCGGGCGCAAGAGCACCGGCUUCACGCGCGCCUACAACCUCUCGCCGGAGCUGAGCGCCCUGAUGGGGGAGUCGUCGCUGCCGCGCCACGAGGUGGUCAAGAAGGUGUGGGCCAUCAUCAAGGAGCGCGACCUGUACGACCCCAAGAACAAGCAGUUCGCCAUCUGCGACGACGAGCUGAUGAAGGUGAUGAAGAUCCGCCGCUUCCGCACCUUCGGCAUGCUGAAGCACCUCAAGCCGCACUUUCUCGACUAAGUCCACCCCGCCGAUCCUCUCCAGAUGCAGCUACUAUAGUACGCCUCACCGCCAGCCUGGUUUACCGACCCUGUAUCCCCUGUAUCUUUCGGCUCCGCUUGGAUUUGUUUGUUCCACGACCUUUGAUUAAGAUUUAGUUGACGCAUGUGUCUAGCAUUAACCUAAUUAGGACGGGUUUCGAGAUGCACUUUACGGCAUUUAAGUAAAAGUAAAAGUUCAUGCCACAAGCACAAGAUGAACGGAGAAAUUAUAAAAAGAGAAAAAGAAACGAUUGUAAUACAUAAAGUGUAUGAUUUUUUUAUAACAACUCGUGUAGUUUACAUUUUAUAAAGAAAAACAAAACAAUUUUAAGGCAAAGUAUCGAGUAAUAAAAGAGAAAUAGACGAGUGAUGCAUCUGAAAUUCA